AUGGCGAAAGCUGGUGAUAGUAUAGUCUAUAGUUGCUCAGAUAAAAAUAUUGAAAAUAACAAAUACAAUAAAAAAAUUGCAAACUCACUGCCUAAUAAUAAUCCAAUAAGUAAUUCAGAAGGUUAUAACAUUGACAUUGACAAAUGGGAGAUGAUAAAUGGCUUUGAUCUAUUUGAAACAGAUAGAGAUCCAAAUGAUGAAAUUAAUUCUAGCUGUUCCCUAGAAAAGUGGCUACUUUGUGGUUCUUGGACAAUGCCUUUCCCCAGCCAUAGGCUUGAUAAGCCCUUAAGCAAUAGGCCUAACAAUCAUGUGAAGAAAAAUGAUUUUGAAGUGCUAACUAAGGAAGAAAUUGUUGGGGAAUAUAGUUCUAAAUUGAUUGAAGAGAAUAUGAGAUAUAUAGAAUCUUCAUGUAAUUCAUCAUACAGUGACUCAUGUGAAAGCAGUGCAAAUUCUGAAGUAUACAAUAUGAAUUCAUACGACACAUUAAAGAUUACUAGGUUAUACUAUGAUUCCAAAGAAGAUAUUUCUAAUAAUGAUAAAAAUAAUAUUGAUGAUUCUACGCAUAUGAAAGUUAGAAAUUACAUCCCUUGUGUAAUGGAUGAAAAUGAUAUCAAUUCACUGAAGAUAUUGGAUGAAAAAUUGGGAGAUGCAUUCAAAAAAGUAAAUUCUAUGCACUUAGAAACUAAAAAUUUGAUAUCAAAUUUGUCCAAUUCAAUGCCAUGCCUUGACGAACUAAUGUCUACAACGCAUAGUCUCAAGUCUAAUACAGGAAAGUUUAAAUCAUCCUGCAACUGGGUUAUGAGGACUGCACAGAUGGAUUAUUACAAAUGUAUAUUGUUCAUUAUUUUCGGCGUAGGGUUUGCUAUUUGGACUCUUUAA
This is a messenger RNA of Babesia microti strain RI, 879 nucleotides long. RefSeq lists its product as hypothetical. The transcript has a single exon. The coding region runs from base 1 to 879 and encodes 292 amino acids. Lineage: Eukaryota; Apicomplexa; Aconoidasida; Piroplasmida; Babesiidae. The record is from RefSeq and is a predicted model, not a curated record.